Molecule: messenger RNA, 3711 nt
Organism: Monopterus albus (swamp eel)
Lineage: Eukaryota; Metazoa; Chordata; Actinopteri; Synbranchiformes; Synbranchidae
Gene: lhx9
Product: LIM homeobox 9
Exons: 5
Coding region: 491-1687 (398 amino acids)
Biological process (GO): neuron differentiation; regulation of transcription by RNA polymerase II
Cellular component (GO): nucleus
Molecular function (GO): RNA polymerase II transcription regulatory region sequence-specific DNA binding; DNA-binding transcription factor activity, RNA polymerase II-specific
Source: RefSeq, a predicted model, not a curated record
GACUGGGCAGGCUUUGCUCUCUUCACAAAUAGGACACGGUUCUCAAAUCCAGGCAGUCCCAAUCUGACCUCCAAGCACCAAGGAACCCCUGACUGGGAUAUCGGGAGAAAGAAAUCACCAAAAAAGAAACAGCAAAAACUUUGUGUCAUUAUUUUUGGCGAGUGCUCACACUGUAGCCCCCUUACCCUCCUCCCUCCCCGCCACCGCCACCACUUCCACACCGGUUUCUCGCAUCAUUUGGACUAUACAUUUUUUUUCUGGAGAAGAGACAUUCACGGGAAGAAGGAAAAAGCUGGUGCACAAACACCAGUCCUUCUGUCCCACCCAUGUUGUAGUUUCUUCGCUUUUCCUUUCUUCCAGUUGCCUUCACACCCCGGCGAGGAGGUGAUCUGAAUCUCUGGGGUUGUGUUUUUGUUUUGUGUGCCUCUCAGAAUCUCAGAGCCCAGUUGGAUGCGCUGAGAGAGCAGGGCGCAGCGCUGCAGUACAGUAUAUGGAAGUUGUGGGCUGCAAGACAGAGGCAGGCAGUUGCACGUUGCGUCCAGGACCGGGAGCCAUGCUUUUCCACGGGAUCUCCGGGGAUCACAUCCAAGGGAUCAUGGAGGAGAUGGAGAGAAGGUCGAAAACGGAGUCGCGCCUGGCGAAAGGCGUGCAGCUCAACGGGAGAGAGUCGACCAUGCCUUCUAUGAGUCCGGAGAAGCCUGCUCUGUGUGCUGGCUGUGGCGGCAAGAUUUCGGAUAGAUACUACCUCCUGGCCGUGGACAAACAGUGGCACCUGCGGUGCCUCAAAUGCUGUGAAUGUAAACUAGCGCUGGAGUCGGAGCUAACGUGUUUUGCCAAGGAUGGGAGUAUCUAUUGUAAGGAGGAUUACUACAGGUUCUCCGUGCAGAGGUGCGCGCGCUGCCACCUCGGGAUAUCAGCCUCCGAGAUGGUGAUGCGAGCGCGCGACUCCGUGUACCACCUGAGCUGUUUCACGUGCACCACUUGCAACAAGACCCUGACCACGGGCGACCACUUCGGCAUGAAGGACAGCCUGGUGUACUGCCGGCUCCACUUCGAGACGCUGAUGCAGGGACCGGACUACCACCCUCAGCUCAACUUCGCCGAGCUGGCAGCCAAAGGCGGCGGCCUCACCCUGCCCUACUUCAACGGAACCGGCACGGCGCAGAAGGGAAGGCCGCGCAAGAGGAAAAGCCCGGCAAUGGGGAUAGAUAUACCCAGCUACAAUACAGGCUGUAAUGAGAACGACACCGAUCACUUAGACCGGGACCAGCAGGCCUACCCUCCAACGCAGAAGACCAAACGCAUGCGGACGUCCUUCAAGCACCAUCAGCUGCGGACAAUGAAAUCCUACUUUGCCAUCAACCACAACCCAGAUGCCAAGGACUUAAAGCAGCUGGCUCAGAAAACAGGCCUCACCAAGAGAGUUCUGCAGGUUUGGUUCCAAAACGCAAGAGCCAAAUUCAGAAGGAACAUUUUGCGACAGGAGAAUGGAGGUGUUGAUAAGGCUGAUGGCACCUCACUCCCUCCACCCUCAUCCGACAGUGGGGCCCUGACCCCCCCCUCCAGCGCUGCCACAAUAACAGACCUGACAAACCCCUCAAUCACUGUAGUGACCUCUGUCACCUCUAGUUUGGACAGCCAUGAUUCGGGGAGCCCUUCGCAAACUACCUUGACAAACCUUUUCUAACAAGCUAUCUCUAGCAAACUGAUUUUUAUUUUAUCUGAGUUUUAUUUGUUUAUUUUAUUUUAUUUUAUUUCCUCAAUUUACAUUUUAUUUUUUUAAGUGACUCCUUUAAAUCAACCAGAGACAGCUCCUUGGAACAGAAAGUGCUGUACUGUGUACACAAACAAGAACACCAAGAGCAAGAUCAGCAGCAACCACAUUAAAACACAAGGAAAUCAUUUUAUUGUGUAGCAUUUGAAACCGCAUGGCAGCCGUGUCUAUAGUUGACCUAAAGUAUGCAGAGAUUUUGGAUGGGACAUUUUCAAAAUGAAGGCAUUAGAAAAUUGUCAUGAAUUCACCAGUUUAUUGGAAAAAAAUGACUAAACUUGAAGCUUGUCUGGAAAAUUUUAUACUUGAUUUGACUUUAUCUGUACAUUUUGUAUUGAAGUAUGAUAAAAUGAGCCCUUCCUAAUUUAUCAUUAAUUGGUACAUUUUAAAAUAAUAUGAAGAUUUUGCCCUCAGACACCUAUAUAUGUAUGCACUGUGUUCACACUAUCCAGUUUAAUUUCUGUUUUGGAAUAAUUUGAGAAAUAAACUUGUAGAAUGUUCUGUAUAUGGGUAACUCCAGAAAACAGGCUUUAAUUAUUUCCGGGCGUUUGUUGGGAUAUCUCACAGAGCUACAUGUAGAACGUCUAAAUUUCAUGAUAAGCACCCAACCAUUGCAGCUUAUAUGGCAGGUAAAUGCUGAAACCACUUAUAUUUUUCGUCUCGAUUCACACCACUAUUUGGAAAAAAGAGAGCAAAGCAAAUCCCCCAAUCUGUACAGUGGUAACUGUUCAACAUGCAGCCCAGUCACAUUGAUAGAAAUAAGCUGAUAAUUAGAAAACAGCAAGAGAAAUUUGGACUGGGGAGUAGUUUAUGGGCACUGUUAUAAUCGGCUGUUUUUAUGACAGAGCACUUUUUUUGGAUGUGUUGGCCUCAUAGAUUAACCGUAGUCAAAUGGAUAAAUCCUAUUAAACAUAUCCAUAGAUCCACAGCUAAACUCAAUUGCACAGUGACAAUAUACUGCCCAAUGAAAAGUGCAUUAUUGUUUUUAUCAUGUUGCUCAGGGUAAUGACGUGAUUUUUAAAAAAGGGAAUAGGAGGAGGGGCGAGAAGUGAAGUGGUCUUGACGUUGCAGACUAGAUUUGUAGAGCUGACAUGAACAUUCAAAUGACCUCAGAUAGGUGGAGUUGUGAGAUGCAGCCAGUGGGAAGUCAUCGUCCAUGUGUUCUCCUUUUUGGCCAUAUUUAUACUUUCUUUAAUGACACUUGCCACUGAACAGACCAAAAACAUGUUUCUUCUGGCUGAAAGAGAGAGAAAAGAAAGCAACAAAUCUUCAAUGGAGUCGAUACAUUUCAUUGUGAGCGUCACAAUUUGUUCUAUUGUAGAACAAAGUGGUACUCUAGAUCUACUUAAUGAAGUAGAUGCCUAACUCAGUUCUACUAUGUGCCUUAUGCUAUAACUUGGGAGAAAGUUUGUGAAAUUCAGGAUAUAUGUGUUCUUUGUUAACUGACUCACAUCCUUUUGACGCCUCACUAGUUUUGUACUGUUUUGCAUCUUAUUUCCGAAGAUCUUUUUAUGGUGUAUCCUGUUAAAAAGGGGGCAGCGAUGUCAUAGAAAGCAUUUGUGCACUCUUUCAGAUAUAGUUGGGUAAUCCAAGAACCUUAUAUAUUGAUCUUCGUGUUAAUAGUUGAGUACAGUAAGUGUUCUAUCAAGAUUGUCCAUGUUUCCCUGUUUCUUGAUAAAGAUGGUGUAUAGAAACUAUUUCCCCUUAAAUAUUUAUGGACCAAACGGUUGUUAUAUUAUCUUAUUAAAUUUGUGUGAAUAAAAAAAUACUUUGCUUUAAAUGGGUUUUAUUUUUCAUUACACUUGCCAUUUUUGUGUUCUUUCUUAAAUGCAAUUUUUGUUUAUCACAUCAAAAAAUGAGCCAGCAUCCAGUUAUAAAUGCCAAGUUAAACGUCCUCAUUUUUGCUUCCAUUUUUAAUUUCUAUUUUAUGAUGUUUAUGG